Prinia subflava (tawny-flanked prinia) is the source of this 1686-nucleotide messenger RNA. It is a transcript of the gene TIPIN, whose product is annotated as TIMELESS interacting protein. Gene Ontology annotation, cellular component: replication fork protection complex; nucleus. Gene Ontology annotation, biological process: DNA replication checkpoint signaling; replication fork arrest; DNA damage response. The coding region runs from base 514 to 1350 and encodes 278 amino acids. NCBI's taxonomy places the organism in Eukaryota, Metazoa, Chordata, Aves, Passeriformes, Cisticolidae. Gene Ontology annotation, molecular function: DNA binding. The record is from RefSeq and is a predicted model, not a curated record. The transcript has 8 exons.
CGAGACUCGGGGCUCUCGCGGGACUCGGCGGGCGCGGGGGCGGCCCCGGCCCCUCAGCCCGGCCCGCGCUCCCUCACGCUGGAGCCGCUGGUGUAAGGGCUCCGAAAACAGCGUGUCCUGACACGGCCUCAGCCCGGCCGGAGCCGCUGCACAAAGGGCUCCCGGAACAACAGAGCCUGUCCUGACACGGCCUCAGCCCGGCCGGAGCCGCUGCACAAAGGGCUCCCGAAACAACAGAGCCUGUCCUGACACGGCCUCAGCCCGGCCGGAGCCGCUGCAGAAGGGGCUCCCGGAACAACAGAGCCUGUCCUGACACGGCCUCAGCCCGGCCGGAGCCGCUGCACAAAGGGCUCCCGAAACAACAGAGCCUGUCCUCACACCGCCUCAGCCCGGCCCCGCUCCGGCCGGCGGCCCCGGGAUUAGGAUCCCUUGAACAGCCGGAAAAGGGGAAUCCUCCUCCAGACCGCCUUUGGAAGUGGGUGAGCUGAGGGGAAAUAAGGCUUCUUUGUGGCGAUGCUAGAUCCUUUAGAGAACAACUUGUUUGAUCUUCCUGACUAUGAGAACACAGAAGACGAAACAUUUCCCCCUCUUCCACCGCCUGCCUCUCCGGGAAGAGACGAUGCAGAGUGGGCUCAGGCUAACGGAGAUCCAGAUGGGAACCAGCAGUCCCAAACAAAGGAUUCUGCUGUGACCACACAGAGAGCAGUGAAAAGGCCAAGGCCCAGAUUAGAUGCCCAGAGGUUAAUUUCAGAAAGGGGACUCCCAGCUCUGAGACACAUGUUUGACAACGUGAAGUUCAAGGGUAAAGGGCACGAGGCAGAGGACCUGAAGACACUGAUACAGCACAUGGAGCACUGGGCUCACAGGCUCUUCCCAAAACUGCAGUUCGAGGAUUUCAUUGACAGAGUGGAGGCUCUGGGAAGCAAAAAGGAAGUUCAGACCUGCCUCAAGCGGAUUAGACUCGAUCUUCCUAUUUUACAUGAAGACUUCAAAAAUAAUGAAGCAGACGGCGAAGGGGAGGGCAGCGGGCGGGAUCCCGCGGCGGGGGAUCCACACUCCCCCUGCGGUGAGGCGGGGCCGCGCUCCCCGCCCGGGCCGGCGCUGACCGAGGAGCAGCAGCAGCGCAUGGAGAGGAACCGGCGGCUGGCGCUGGAGCGGCGGCGGGCGCGGCUGCACGGCCCCGGCCAGCCCCAGCACCACGAGCUCCCCAGUAGUUACUCAGAAGAGGAGUGUGACAGCCCCGUUGCUCAGGAGCCCACUGACCUCACUGAGGACACGCAGGUUCCUGCAGCCAGGGAUGCUCCCAAAGAAGAGGGAGAUGAAUUGGAAUGUGCCAGGGAAGAGCAGUAACUUCCCCACACCGUGAAUGCCUUUCUUGAGCAAAAGCCCCCCUGCUCCAAGUACUGUCAUUACUCUGAAAUGUGCACUCUGGGCACUCCAGAAGCUUCAGGGAUUCUUUCCUGUGGCAUCACUGAAGGACAGGACUCCUCCCUGGGAGCUGCUACACCAGGACACAGAACAAAGCUCUUCAGCUGCACUGGAGCCAUCUUUUCCACCUCCCAAAACGUUUUUUAGGAAAUGCUUAUGAGUUUUUGGACCUACUUUGAAUAUAGUUUAUAAUUUAUGUUAAACAAUUUACUGGGAUGUUGAUGGGUUUAGUUGUUAUUAAAGGUGUGGUGUUUGGGG